CUGCCGAAAGUCUACGGCUUACUGAAUUCCACGCCGCGGCAGCCUUGCUCGCCCACGCGUUCUAUGUUGCUCAGCGGCACCAACCAUCACAUUGCCGGCAUCGGCACAAUGGCGGAGCGAAUCACUCCAGACAUUGCUGGCAAGCCUGGGUAUGAGGGCUACCUGAACGACCGGAUAGUCUCGAUGCGGGAGCUACUCCGACAUGCCGGCUACGAGACGCCGAUGAGCGGGAAAUGGCACCUGGGCCUGACGCCCGACCGCGUGCCCGCCGCGCGAGGGUUUGAGCGCUCCUUUAGCAUUCUCAAGGGG
Molecule: messenger RNA, 309 nt
Organism: Phialemonium atrogriseum
Lineage: Eukaryota; Fungi; Ascomycota; Sordariomycetes; Cephalothecales; Cephalothecaceae
Product: alkaline-phosphatase-like protein
Exons: 2
Molecular function (GO): arylsulfatase activity
Source: RefSeq, a predicted model, not a curated record